Molecule: messenger RNA, 1900 nt
Organism: Phodopus roborovskii (desert hamster)
Lineage: Eukaryota; Metazoa; Chordata; Mammalia; Rodentia; Cricetidae
Gene: Hoxb8
Product: homeobox B8
Exons: 3
Coding region: 319-1050 (243 amino acids)
Biological process (GO): regulation of transcription by RNA polymerase II
Cellular component (GO): nucleus
Molecular function (GO): RNA polymerase II transcription regulatory region sequence-specific DNA binding; DNA-binding transcription factor activity, RNA polymerase II-specific
Source: RefSeq, a predicted model, not a curated record
UUUUCCUGCCCUCUCCUCACUCCCUGGCGCUCUCUCGCUCUAGCUCUCUCUCGCGCUCGCUCUCUCUUGCUCUCACCCUCGCUCUGCGUUCUGUCCGGGAGGAGUACCCAGAAGCCAAUAGGAUGCGGGGUCUCUAAUGGAUGCAAAUGAUGGUGAAAAGACGGGGCAAAAUAUGAAACAACUCAUUUGGAGGGAAGUAAAUCACCGAAAACUGUUUAUGAACUGGCAUCCCUUCUUCGAAAUGUAAAGCGAGGACCUCUUUAAGUGGCGCCCCCAACUACAGCCUGCGCCGCCGCCGCCGCCUCAAAAUUCAAUAAAAUGAGCUCUUAUUUCGUCAACUCACUGUUCUCCAAAUACAAAACUGGGGAGUCCCUGCGCCCCAAUUAUUAUGACUGCGGCUUCGCCCAGGACCUGGGCGGCCGACCCACCGUGGUGUACGGUCCCAGCAGCGGCGGCAGCUUCCAGCACCCGUCGCAAAUCCAGGAGUUCUACCACGGGCCAUCGUCGCUGUCCACGGCUCCCUACCAGCAGAACCCGUGUGCCGUGGCGUGCCACGGGGACCCCGGCAACUUCUACGGCUACGACCCGCUGCAGCGCCAGAGCCUGUUCGGUGCGCAGGAUCCAGACCUGGUGCAGUACGCAGACUGCAAGCUCGCGGCCGCCAGCGGCCUGGGCGAGGAGGCCGAGGGGUCUGAGCAGAGCCCGUCGCCCACACAGCUCUUUCCCUGGAUGCGCCCUCAAGCAGCCGCCGGACGCAGGCGAGGCCGCCAGACCUACAGCCGCUACCAGACCCUGGAGCUGGAGAAGGAGUUCCUAUUUAAUCCCUAUCUGACUCGCAAGCGGAGGAUCGAGGUAUCGCACGCGCUGGGACUGACAGAGAGACAGGUCAAAAUCUGGUUCCAGAACCGGAGAAUGAAGUGGAAAAAGGAGAACAACAAAGACAAGUUCCCCAGCAGUAAAUGCGAGCAGGAGGAGCUGGAGAAAGAGAAGCUGGAGCGGGCGCCAGAGACCGCCGAGCAGGGCGAUGCGCAGAAGGGUGACAAGAAGUAGGCUCCAGCUGGGACUGCUUGGGCCGGGGCUUGCCCGCACGUCCGCCGGUCCCUCCCGCGACCACGCCGCUGCCGCCCGCUCCCCCGCCUCCGAGAGCUCCGGCCCCGCGAGCGGAGCCAGGAGCUGGGCCUCCCACCGCAGCGUCCCCCGCCGCGCCAGUCCCCGCUAGUGGUAGUAUCUCGUAAUAGCUUCUGUGUGUGAGCUACCGUGGAUCUCCUUCCCUUCUCUUGGGGGCCAGGGGGAAAAAAAGAAAAGGAUUUUAAACAAGGACUCCCUCGCCCUGCGAGGGUGAGCGACUGCUGCCUGCCAGAGCCCCCUCGCCCCCCGCCCCAUGUAAAAAUGCCUCCUUGUGCAAUGGUCUUUUUCCUUUGAACGUGCUUCUUUGUAAUGACCAAGGUACCGAUUUCUGCUAAGUUCUCCCAACAACAUGAAACUGCCUAUUCACGCCGUAAUUCUUUCUGUCUCCCUCUCACUUUCUCUCUCUCUCUUUCUCUCUCUCUUUCACCGCGUCCUCAUCUUUCCCCGCUCCCCGCUGCCCUCCCUAGCUCGCUGGCUUUCUCUCUUGCUUCUCGCUUUUCUUCCUGUCCCCCCCCCCCACCCCCUUUGGUUUGACAAUUUUGUCUUAAGUGUUUCUCAAAAGAGAUUACUUUAGUUAGCAUGCGCGCUGUGAGCAAUUGUUAAAAGUGUUCUUAGGUUUGCUGUGAAGAGAAUGUAUCCUGUAUCCGUGAAUUGCUUUAUUGGGGGGAGGGAGGGCUAAUUAUAUAUUUUGUUGUUCCUCUAUACUUUGUUCUGUUGUCUGAGCCUGAAAAGGGCGGAAGAGUUACAAUAAAGUUUACAAGCGAGAACCCGA